Messenger RNA from Paramuricea clavata, 3849 nucleotides. Lineage: Eukaryota; Metazoa; Cnidaria; Anthozoa; Malacalcyonacea; Plexauridae. The record is from the annotation of a GenBank genome assembly.
AGGGAUAAAAGUUAAUCCCUGUGUUUACAACUCAGAAAGUUUAUUAUUCUCAGAUAAUUCUAACAUAUCGCGUUGAUAUAUGUCCAUAUAUUUUCUAUCCGACAUGUAAGAUGGCCAAAACAGUUCACGACUCUGAUACCCCCGAACGGGUAAGCCAUAAAAAUGAAGUAAAAUAUCGACUUUAUAAUUUAGCUACGUGCCUAUACGUUUAUAAUAUAUUAAGUAACUAUUUUAAUACUGCAAGUUGUAUUCAACUCAAUAUAGAUUGUCUCUCAGGGGUUUCUAGGGAGGUUUCGAGGAGUUUCUUUAUUAUUUUACUCUGUAUAUAAAGGCCGAGGGAAUAUCAUAGAAUACCGUCUUCCGCCCGCAUGUCCAAAAUGCUGCCGCAAAAAAAUCAUUUCAAGAAAUUUCGUUAUUUCAACAAUUAUUUACACUUUAAACUAUAAUUCAUCGCAGAAGUCAUGUAUUAAGGGCAAAGUCUACUUGUACAGCAAAGCUUUCACUUUGCAGGCAUUCGCUGCCUUUAAGUUUUAAAGAUUGCUGGCAUAUAUUAUUGCAUGAACAGGUUUAUUGACGUUCGACCAAUUUUCACACAUUUCUAAAAUAAUGAAUAAUGAAAAAAAGCCUCAUCUAUUUUUGAAAUUAUAAGGACGGUAUUCUAUGAUUUAAUUCCCUCGGCCUAAAACCAGAUGAUUUUACUCAUCAAGGGGAGAGUGCUCCCACUCAAUGGGUUUAUAAACCAAAUGCUGUAAACCUCUAAUUAUACCCCCCCCUGUCUAUAAGCCCAUCACAUUCCUAACGUUCACACCAUUCCAAAUAUAAGACACCCCCCCCCCCCUUCGAAUAUAUAAACCCACCCCGAAUAUAAGCCCACUUGUUUAUCACUUAAUUGUUUAUCCCUAUUCAUAUCACUAUUACUGUAUAUACUUGUUUAACACUUGUUUAUCGAUCACUAUUACUAUACUUGUUUAUCACUAUUACACCAUUAAGACAAAAUGUCGUCCAUGUAUAAGCCCUCCUGUAUAUAAGCUCCCCUGUGUAUAUAUAGUAUAUUCAGAGGUUUAUGGAUGGUAAUGGUUGUUGAAUUAUUUUUUCAGAUACCACUUCAUUUAAAUGAGCAGUGGAUAUGGAAAGAUGAAACAAAUACUUUAGAACUUAUCAGGUAUCUUCAUUUGACUGAAUUGCAAGUCGAUUUAAAUAACACAUUGACAGCAUAGAUAUAUAUCUAUAUGAUUGACAGUACUAGUUGUUGCUUGUUUGGUAGCUAUCAUAGUGAUCACGAAUCAGUGAUAACAGCUAGCUGGGGAAUCAGUGACAUUAUGGUCAAAGCAUUAGCUCCUUUCACAUCUAACUUUGUGCGUUUGAUUCUUGCUAUGAACUUACACGAAAAGAGUCAGUCAACGCUGACUGACGAAUGUGUCGAAAGUUGUGAGUUUUCUCCAUGUGUUCCAGUUUCUUAAGCUCCCACAGGGAAUUGAGCGCCAUGAACAGUGUAUAGCCUUUGGUUGCACAGUCAUCAGCUAUAUAUAGAGCAAGUGCACUUCACCUGAGAGAUGUAGGUUUGAGGGGGCUCUGGUUUCUUACCACAGGGAAAGUUUACAGCGUGGGUAAUUAGGAUAUUAAACACAGUUAAGAAAUUAAGUAAUAUCACUAUUGUUGUACACAUAAAAUAGUCUAGUAGGCUAAGUAUCUAAUUACUGUAGGUAAGCGUACUUGACGUAUUUAAAGUGCAUUUAAUUUGAUCAUAUAUCCACAUAAAUUUGUGCUGUAUAUAGAAAUGCAUGUAAUGGUAAUACAACCAAGAUAACAAUCUCGAUCAUUAAUCAUUGUCUUUCCUCUUUAAUUCUCUACCUUGGGAAUGAGGUUGCCAAGAUGAUCAUUUCACUAGUGGACAGAAUAUAAAUAUUGUAAUUCAUUUUUUUAUGCAUGAUGCAUAUAUGUGUACCACUUAGGUAGGGGGAGGGUGUGCAAACAACACAAUUUAAAAUGAUGGUUGAUAAAAUAGAUAUUCAGUUGUUUGCCCAUUAUCACUUUGGGAAAUUGAUAUAUGAACCAUUUUGAUAACAUGAAAAAAUAUAGGUAAAGUAUUGUAUUUUUUAAGUCCUGGUAAUGUUAACCAUAUAAGCUAGAGUUCCUCUUUGAGCACUAAUUGGAUCUCUCUAAUUUAGUCAUGUAAUCUAUAUCUGUUUGACAUUAAAUGGGAAUAAAGAAAUUUAUUCUCUUCCAAUAGUAAUAUUUCAGGAUUAUCAUCGACCAAUCAGAGCAAGAAAUCUCUCAAACCAAUGACCGGAGGGCAUGGCAACCGCAACGAUAGGUACAAUUUAUAUUUAUGUAUAUAUUACUGACGAAAAAAAUCAAUGCCACUUCUGAGGGUUUAAAUUUCAAAAUCUUCACGAGAAGAUGCCAUUGCCCCCCCCCCUGCCCCUCCUAGGUAAGUGAUACCUGAGCCACCACAUAACUGCCUACUUGGUCCAAAAAGUGCCCUACUCCAAAUUCCAGUUGGGAACCCACCAGUGGGCUGAUUUAAUUAAUGACUGAGUGAUUGACAGAUUGAUACUGAUUGCCAUAGGCAUACCAAACAGGGGCAGAAAACCAUGGAAAUUUGGGAAAAUGCUAGGAAAAGGGAAGAAAAUUUGGGCAGAUUUAUCAGAAAAUAUCUUAAAUUCAGGUUAUUUCAUUACAAUCCUACAUCAAAAUUCGGGCAAACUUUCAACUGUCCCCACCCCAUACACCUAUACUGAUUGCCUGCCUAACUAACUAGCCUGGCUGACUUACUGACCAACCGAUUAACCAGCUGGGCCGGGGGAAACUGACUGAUCCGUGUUGUUCAUGUGUCUGUCGUUCAUGGUGGGAAAAAGAAUAAAACGGAUAAUUUUUUAUUUUUCAACUAUUUUUCCAGGAUAACAUCAAAUGUGUUGAACAAGAGAUGUGGUAUGAAGUUGCAAGCAGGUCCCCCCUCCACAGCUGUGAGGGGGUCGUCAGCUAGACCCAGCAUACGUAAUGGUCUAACCACAAACACUGCAGAACAUAACACUGUCACCAUGAAUGAUGUCAAGACUGUGGCUAAAAAUAAUUGCCUUAGUGAAAGAACAAAAAAUUCACCUUUAUUCAAGGAGUUAUAUUUCUGGUAAAUGGUGCAAUUUAUUCCAGUCAUGUUAUCAAGCCUGUACGCUGUCUCUAUUGUCAUGAUAUAAACUCGAACUGUCUUGUGUAGUUGUUGAAUUUAUUUUGCAUGUUUAUAGUGUACGAUAAAACUGUUUGGAAUGCAUUAAAGUUGCGCCCUUUUUGAACAAUUCAACAUCACAUUUUACUGAAUCCUAAGAUUUCUAACGCCUUCUCUCCCGUAUUUAGUCCUUGAAUUUGCUGACACAUGGCACUGAAUGUCCUUGAAAAGUCCUUGAAUUUGACUGUUCCUGACAUGUACGAACUCUGGAGAAGCCUAACUAGGCCAUUCGGCUACUAUUAAACUUUUUGACGAAGCAAUUUUCUGGUUCUAUUGUACGUGCAACUUUUUCAUGCAAACCAGCAUUUUUUUGGACAUUCCAUUACGUAUUAACCUGAGAAUUUGAGGACGGGAUUCCAGACUCUAAUUUUAUCAUGGAUCAGAUCAUCUAAACACAGAAACACGUGUUCUCAUCUGAACACAGAAAAAAUAUUAUCGCGUAUAUAGUGUGAGCGGUGAAAGAGACAGGGGCGCUCCGGAUUUCUUUUUGUAUACGGAUUUUGAAACACAUCUUCAUUUUUUUGUAGUUCAGAUCAACUAGAUGAUUUUCUUUGGGCGGCACUGAAUUACUUCGGUGCAUUCUUUGAGAGAAAGUUGUUAGAAGAGAAGCCGAAACCCAUGGCAGU